Molecule: messenger RNA, 724 nt
Organism: Empidonax traillii (willow flycatcher)
Lineage: Eukaryota; Metazoa; Chordata; Aves; Passeriformes; Tyrannidae
Gene: VSIG4
Product: V-set and immunoglobulin domain containing 4
Exons: 4
Coding region: 209-724 (171 amino acids)
Biological process (GO): negative regulation of macrophage activation; negative regulation of interleukin-2 production; negative regulation of T cell proliferation
Molecular function (GO): complement component C3b binding
Source: RefSeq, a predicted model, not a curated record
ACAGGGAAUGGGACUGGAGAGAUCCAUACAGCUUUCCUCCUUCAUUUUUCCAUCACCUAACUCAGCAGUGAAAUGGACUCGUGAUGUUUCAGAAAGAGGAUCCUAGACGAUAAAGGACAGAAGAAAGGGAAGUGUUCUUCACUUGCAGUCUGGUCCCGGGAGGGUGGGGGUCUCAGGGAAACGAAGACAGACCUGCAGUUCUGAGAGAAUGGGAGAAGUUGGGCAAAUAGUGGUGUUUGUGAUGACCUUCAUCAGCUGCAAUGCCCUUCUGGAUCUGUCUGGUGUCCACCAGGUCAAGGGCACAUGGAGGGGAUCCACCACUUUACCAUGUACCUACGUGCCUUCAGAAGGUUUCACAGAGCAAGCACUCAGUUGGAGUGUGGAGCGGGACUCUAGCACCUCUACCAUCUUUCGGAGGGAUGAUUCUGGUGACCACAUCUUCCUGUCUAGCUUCCGAGAUCGAGUUAGCAUCCCAAAGCACAGCCCAGGGAAUGUCUCACUCAUAAUUGAGAAGCUUGAAAUGCCUGACAGCGGACACUACACUUGUAAAGUCAUCUGGAGGUCUACAAAUAACAGCUUGAUAACAAGGGAGGUUACCACUACAGUUAAAGUUGUCAAAGUGGCAGCCACCAAGCCCAUCAUCAGGGUUGGCGAAUCUGCUCCCGACAACACUGGUCUCCAGGAUGGAUACUGCUCCGGAAGGGCCUGUCCCAGACACAGGUAA